Molecule: messenger RNA, 938 nt
Organism: Parathielavia appendiculata
Lineage: Eukaryota; Fungi; Ascomycota; Sordariomycetes; Sordariales; Chaetomiaceae
Product: putative SAM-dependent methyltransferase
Exons: 2
Coding region: 189-899 (236 amino acids)
Source: RefSeq, a predicted model, not a curated record
UUUUAAUUCGUCGAGUGCUGGCUGUUUGUUCUCCUGACCGGGGCUUCUGCAUUAGGCUCUGACAAAGGGAGAAAGGUGAGCUCUCUUUUUGGUACGCCGGCUCUUUCCUUACGAAUAUGAUUGCUUCGAGAGUUGAGCGCUGAAGAGGAAAUAACGGCUUCUUGACAAACCUAAAGUUACGGAUCAUCAUGGACGACCCUCUCACUGCAGCACGGUAUAAGGCGAUGAGAUGGAACACACCGCUCUCCGAGCGCCAUGCGGGCGAAUUGCUGGAGCAUCUGAACUUGUCCACUGCAACCCACAUCGUGGACAUAGGUUGUGGUUGGGGCGAAUUACUCCUGCGAGCGGCGGCAGGAAGUGGAGUCAAGGCGACCGGCGUCGACACUGACCCAGCUGCUCUUGACCGAGGGAGGCGAGCAGCCAUGAAACGUGGCCUGGACGUCGCCUUUGUCGAGCAGCGGGCCGAGGAUUGGCAGGGAACCGCCGACCGCGCAUUGUGUAUUGGCUCGUCACACACUCUCGGCGGGAGCCGCGCGAUGCUUGCGCGACUGGCGGAUAUCGUCCCUCGCGGGAGGGUGCUGCUCGGUGACAUGUGUUGGGAGAGAACCCCCACCGAGGCUGCGCACGCCAUCUUCGGUGAUGAUGUUCUCCAACUCGCUGAUAUGGUCGCGAUGUGCCGGGAGACGGGUUGGGAGGUGCUACACCUGAGCACCGCAGACCAACGCGAAUGGGAUGACUUCGAGUCGCGGCAUCGCGCGGGACUCCGGGAGUGGCUGCUGGCUAAUACCGAUGAUUCUCGGGCGGAGGGGAUCCGGGCCGAGCAAGAUACCAGAGAGCAUGAGUACUUAACAGUGUAUCGCGGGGUGCUAGGUUUUGCGUACCUGGUGCUUGGCCGGUAAGCCACGUAUCUAGGCGUGGUCUUCAUAUCUUACCUGUAG